This is a messenger RNA of Colius striatus (speckled mousebird), 3899 nucleotides long. It is a transcript of the gene USP44, whose product is annotated as ubiquitin specific peptidase 44. Gene Ontology annotation, biological process: protein deubiquitination. The record is from RefSeq and is a predicted model, not a curated record. The coding region runs from base 530 to 2707 and encodes 725 amino acids. Gene Ontology annotation, molecular function: zinc ion binding; cysteine-type deubiquitinase activity. NCBI's taxonomy places the organism in Eukaryota, Metazoa, Chordata, Aves, Coliiformes, Coliidae. Gene Ontology annotation, cellular component: cytoplasm. The transcript is spliced from 8 exons.
GCCAUGUCGCGGGGCGCUGGGAAGCGCUUGGACCUUCCUCCUGAAACAGCCGCGGGUGGGCUGAGGCGCUUGGAGCGUCGGCACUUGCAGGGGUUGUCAGGGCAGGGGCCAGGCGUUGCUCGAGGAGCUGUCAGAGCAGUCAGAGAUACUUGUUUUCCUCCGUGGGAAGAAGUGUUAGUGCAAAUCCAGACUAAUAGGAAACGCUGUGUUUCUCAUGCUUCUGUGAAAGUGCUUCAGACUGAACUGUUUGUUCGCCUUGAAUUCUCAAGUGCAGGAAAUGCGCGAAUCGAGUUGCUUUUGCAUGAAGAGCUUGACUGUGCAACCCUUGUUUACACACUGGUCAUCCUGGAAUCGGUAGACUACUUUUGUCUUCAGUCCAAUAUCUGGUUACAUUGAGGAAUAGUAAGACCUACACAACACAUGCAAUGUGGAUGCUGGCUGCAUAGAGUUGCAGAUUGAAAUACCAUGGAAAGAAGAUAGUUUGGAUGAUGUGUUUUGCCAGCAUAUCUCUGCAAUUUCAGCUUUAACAAUGGACAAGUGUAAGCACAUAGGGCGCUUGCGGCUGGCCCAGGAUCACUCCAUCCUGAACCCUCAGAAGUGGCACUGCGUGGACUGCAACACCACAGAGUCGGUGUGGGCGUGCCUCAGCUGCUCCCACGUGGCGUGUGGAAGGUACAUCGAAGAACAUGCACUAAAGCACUUUCAGGAGAGCAGUCACCCAGUGGCAUUGGAAGUAAACGAGCUGUACGUGUUCUGUUACCUGUGCGACGAUUACGUCCUUAACGAUAACGCAACUGGGGAUUUGAAACUGUUGCGAAGUACAUUGAGUGCAAUCAAGAGCCAAAACUAUGAGUGCACGACUCGAAGCGGGAGGACUUUGCGUUCGAUGGGUACCAGUGAUGAUUCGUACCUUGCGCACGGCGGUGCCCAAGCCUUGCUUCGGAACGAAGAUCGCAUGUUCACAGCUCUCUGGCACCGACGGCGCGCCUUCCUGGGCAAAAUAUUCAGAGCGUGGCUUGAGUUGACACCUACCGGGAAAAAGAUUUUGGAAGAGGAAAGGCUUCAGGAAGAAGCGGAGGAAAGAAGGGAGAGAGCUAGGAAGAGGAGGGAAGAACGAAAGCGUGAGUUGAAAGCAGAGAUGGAAAAGAUGCCUCCAAGAAAGAGUAGUCGUUUACAAAAUCAGAUUAGAAUGUCCUCAGAAGCAGCACCCUGCCCACAAAGAACAUCACAGGACAUGGAAUCUGCGGCAGAGUUGGAAAAAACCUAUACCUCAGAUGAAGUAAGAUUGAAAAAAAUAAGUGACUCUCCGGUUAAGCGAAGGCCCACGGUGACUCCUGGGGUAACGGGACUGAGGAACCUGGGAAAUACGUGCUACAUGAAUUCUAUCCUGCAGGUAUUAAGUCACUUACUUAUUUUUCGAGAAUGCUUUUUAAAGCUUGAUCUCAACCAAACUCAGGAACUACUGGCAACAGCAACCAGUGGCAAAACCAGAUCUUCAUCUAAACACCUGGCAAUAGCUGCCUCAACAUUACAUGUGACCGAGAACCAAGAGAAAGUAAAGGGAUCAUCUUCUGCAAGGCGGCCGAGUUUGUCCUCUGGAUUAAGUGGAGGAGCAUCAAAAAGUAGAAAUAUGGAACUUAUUCAGCCCAGGGAGCCAAGUUCAAAGCAUAUUUCUCUCUGUCAUGAGCUGCAUACUCUGUUCCAAGUUAUGUGGUCUGGCAAAUGGGCGCUGGUGUCUCCUUUUGCCAUGCUUCAUUCUGUGUGGAGACUAAUUCCAGCCUUCAGAGGAUAUGCACAACAAGAUGCUCAGGAAUUCCUCUGUGAACUUUUGGAUAAAGUGCAGCAGGAGCUGGAGACUACAGGGACCAGAUACCCAGCUCUUAUCCCUGCUUCUCAAAGAAAACUUAUAAAACAGGUUUUGAAUGUGGUUAACAACAUUUUUCAUGGACAGCUGCUAAGUCAGGUUACAUGUCUUGCCUGCGACAAUAAAUCAAAUACCAUAGAACCUUUCUGGGACCUAUCCCUGGAGUUUCCUGAGAGGUAUCACUGCAACGGCAAGGAGAUGUCGUCCCAGUAUCCGUGUCUGCUGACAGAAAUGCUGGCCAAGUUUACAGAAACUGAAGCUUUGGAAGGAAAGAUUUAUGCAUGUGAUCAGUGCAACACAAAACGAAGGAAGUUUUCUUCUAAACCAGUUAUACUCACAGAAGCUCAGAAGCAGCUUAUGGUGUGUCGACUACCUCAGGUUCUCAGAUUACACCUUAAACGGUUUAGAGGAGUAAGUUUUCCUGUGACUGCACUUGGCAGGUGGUCAGGACGCAACCACCGCGAGAAGAUCGGUGUGCACGUGAGCUUUGGGCAGAUGCUCAACAUGGAGCCUUAUUGCUGCAGGGAGUCCCUCAAGUCCCUCCUCCCUGACUGCUUUAUCUACGACUUGUCUGCUGUGGUGAUGCACCACGGGAAAGGAUUUGGCUCAGGGCACUACACUGCCUACUGCUACAAUUCAGAAGGAGGAUUUUGGGUACACUGCAAUGACUCGAAACUCAACAUGUGCACUAUGGAAGAAGUAUGCAAGGCUCAAGCCUACAUUUUGUUUUACAGCCAACGACUUACUCAGGCAAAUGGACGUGGUAAAGCACCAUGUCCUGGCACAAGCGACAGUCAGCAGCACACAGAAUGGCCUGACUGUUCCACAGGCAGCAGCAGCUAAUCCAAAGCCAGUUAACUCUGUGUAUGGUCAAAGUGUGAAUUGUCCUAACUAUAUAUUUUUAAAUGAAAGUACAGCAUUGUACUUUUUUUUUUACUUUGGAUCCGUGUACAGCGUUUCUAUACUUUUGUAUUAGUUCAAGUACUCUCUAGAGUUGUUAGCAAAAGUUUUUAUUGACAGUAAGUGACUUUUUGGAAGUGCUUAGAAUUUCAACACAGCUAUUUUUUUAAGGAAAAAAAAAGAUUGCUAUUUGCAUUUAUCUCUUACCUCAGGCUCGUUUUUUGAAGCUGGUUUUGUAUUUUGAUAAUCUUGUUGAAUUGGUUUAGAAAAAACUACUUUCAAUGAGCAACUGAUGUUUUCUCUGGUAAAUUUUCUAUAUAUGCUUGUGUACAUUUCAUAGUCUAGUUGUAAUGACGUGAUUCUUACUGUCUGCAGGAAUUGCUACCACUAGGUCUUAGGAUAUUAUUAUUCACUAGCAAGGAAUGUUUUACAUCUCAAACAGUAACUGAACUCUUCAUAAGAAACUUUCUGUAUAUUCUUCAUGGCUGAAGUUGAAAUAUUUUUCAGGCCUCAAGGGAACUACUCUAAAAAGACACUGAUAAAACCUCUUAAAAUCGGGGAGAGCAUGUGCUUAUUUUUACAUCAAUACGUAAGAAGAGCAUUUAAUAGCACAAGAAUGUACUUUACCAAGACUUUACUGUUUUAGCCUUAAGAAGCCUGACAAGUGCCAAAUCCAGAGUCCUAACUUUGACAACCAGGGCAUUUUUAUUCCAGUAACUUAAAAAAGCUUUCCUCCUAAAAAACCCAAACAACAGAGCCCCACUGUCAUUGCUACAAAAACAUGAGCAUCCUCUUUCUCUUACAUUGCCUUAAAUUGUAGCGAGCGCUGUGUUGUUUCAGUAACCUCUGACACAAACCACUGAAAGGAAGCUAUAAAACGUAUCUGAAAGCAGUUACAGUCUGAGUGGUUUCCUUAGCUCCGACUGCUGUACCUUCACCACGGUUCUACCACCAGCACUAACUGAACUGGGCACGGAGGAGACUCUGACAAGUGGGAAUUACCAAUCCUUCUCCACAUACAGGAGUUAAUGCCGAGGAAGUUUUGUCAAGUUAUUUUGCAUAAGUCCUAUGCAAAUCGUUACCUCAUCUUCUGCAAAGUUGAUACCUCAAUAAAAUGCCUUGAUGUGGACAGAAA